AUGGAAGAUGAAGAAGAAGAGAUAUGUGCGAGUUGGAUGGAAGACGAAGAAGAAGAGAUAUGUGUGAAUUGGAUGGAGGACGAGGAAGAAGAUAUAUGUGCUCAUGUGCCAUUAAGCUCCGAUGUGACUAGGAGAUCGUCACCUGGGCCUGUGGGCUCCGUCGCCACAGUUCUCCGGUAUGGAUCCGAGACCAUUGGUCUAGAUGACGCGGAAGAAGAUGGCCUUGAAGCCGACAAAAGCGGCUCCCACACCAGCGCAGACGACGCCGCGGACGUAGAAGCAGCAUCCACCGCCACUGCUACCGGAACCCGCAACACCGAGCACGCCGCCGACCACCCCCUCGCGGAACUCAGAGAGCUUGUAGCCCAGCUACACGACUCCGUCCGCACGGAGAUAGACACCGGAGCAGCACUACAAGCGCGGAUAACGCAGGUGGAAGACGCAGAAUACAUGAUGAGAUUACUAAUGCACAACAGCAGCCAAGUUCUCGAAGAGCGGAACGAUUUCGCGAAUGAUGCGAUACGGAUGAAGUCGGAGACGGAGAAGCUGAUGCGGCAGUUUAGGGAGUUGAGGGAUGAGAAGAGGAAGCUGGGGGAGCAGGUAGAGUUUGGAAAGCGGAUUGAGGAGCUGGAAAUGGAGGAUAGGCGGUUGAAAGACAGGUUUAGAGAGAUAGCAGGGGAGGGUGAGGUGUUGAGGAGGCGUGGGAGAGGGGAGCAUGAGUUGGGGAGAGAGAGUUUGAAUCGGGGUGAAGAAGGUAAGAUGAGGAGUUUGGGGAAGAGUGGUGGAAAGGGAGAACAGGCAGUGGUGGGAGCUCGGUGGAGGAAAGCUGGCGGAUAUGUUAGGCAUGCAACGAGCUGGCUUUUUAGUUCUGGUAGCGUGAGUAGGAGGUAG
Molecule: messenger RNA, 891 nt
Organism: Mytilinidion resinicola
Lineage: Eukaryota; Fungi; Ascomycota; Dothideomycetes; Mytilinidiales; Mytilinidiaceae
Exons: 1
Coding region: 1-891 (296 amino acids)
Source: RefSeq, a predicted model, not a curated record